AUUUCCCGCGCGCGCUCGUGACCCCUAUAUAAACCUAAAUCGUCCCUCGUUCGUCAUCUCUUCGAACGGUGGAGCCUUGGCGCGAAGAGAUCUCCUCCAGGCCGUGACUUGCUUGAGAAGAAAUCGUUUACACGAGAUACGGUGUUUGCCGUAAUGGAAUUGGUGAUGCUAGGGAAGGGGGCAGAAUCUCUGAGGAAACGCAUGAAACCAGAUGUCGAAGAGAAGGAAGAGGACCCAGGACAUAAUGCUAUCGCAGAGAUGGUAGAAAAGGAAGAGACUGAGACAAACAUCGGGGGAUCUGAAGAGAUGGAGCUUCAUAUCACUCACAUUCUUGAUAAGAUUGAAAGCUUCACUCAGCUGGUGUCAGAGCUGCUGGAAUCAGGGAAAACAAUGUUCAAGGAACUAAGUGAUGAAUUUGAAGAGCGGUUGAUUAUGAUACACAAGGAACAAAUGGAGAAGUGGCAGGAUGAAAUUAAGGAAAUACGGCUGCUUGAUGCCUCAAAUGAAGAAGUGAAUGCUACUUUACAUAAUGCUCGAUAUUUACUUCAGAACCCUCAUGUAGACUCCUGAAAGGUGACUCAGUAUAUUUUCAAAUAUUAGUAUCAAUCUACAUUUACUAUA
Molecule: messenger RNA, 621 nt
Organism: Syzygium oleosum
Lineage: Eukaryota; Viridiplantae; Streptophyta; Magnoliopsida; Myrtales; Myrtaceae
Exons: 5
Coding region: 154-570 (138 amino acids)
Source: RefSeq, a predicted model, not a curated record